This is a messenger RNA of Dictyostelium purpureum, 1158 nucleotides long. RefSeq lists its product as uncharacterized. Lineage: Eukaryota; Evosea; Eumycetozoa; Dictyosteliales; Dictyosteliaceae. The coding region runs from base 1 to 1158 and encodes 385 amino acids. The record is from RefSeq and is a predicted model, not a curated record. The transcript is spliced from 3 exons.
AUGCUCCCAUCUAAAAAUGGUGAAGAUACCGUUGAAACCAAAGAAAGUGAUGAAAGCAAAUCACCAAAAUCAUUAAAGUCAAUGGUCCAUGGAGUUAAAGAAACUAUAAAAAAUGAUGCCAUUAAAAACAAAUCACAACGUGAAAAUGAAAAUGUUUCAAGAAAAAAAAUGAAAAGUGUAUCAGGUAGAAAAACUCCAUUUUCUGGGGGUUUUUGGGUAAAGCUUUUAAAAGGUGUAUUUUGCUUCAUCCAGGGUACUCUAGUAACAUUCAAGCAAGAAAAGGUUAGAAAAGCAUUCCUUUCAACAUUAAAAAUCAUUCUCUUUAGUGUUUUAGCAUCUUAUUUACUGGUCUUCUUUUUAACUUUUCCAAUCAGACUAUUCCUCAUCAUUUUAUCUUACUUUGGUUUAGACUUGGAAUCAAUCGAAUUGGAUAAUAUGCUCGAAACCAGACAUUUAAUUCAAGGUAUAGCUUAUUUUAUUCCAAUUGGUGUAAUUGGUAUUCUUCGUUAUGUUUUACCUUCAUUUAAUGAAGAUAUGUUUAAUUAUGCUUUAGAAUCCCAAGAUGCUAAAUUAUCAAAUUUUUUAAAAAAUAGUAAAGUAUUAAAAACCUAUCCAUUAAUUGGCUAUUUAAAACGUUUUAGUAAAUUAGCAGUUAUGGGUAUUCUUGUAUUUGUAUUUAGUUUUAUACCAUAUAUUGGUGAUUUUGUUUUAGCAGUAGCCCAAUUUUAUUAUAGUUAUCAACCAUUGGGUCAAGGUAGUGCAUUCAUUCUUUCAUUGCUCAGUUUAAUUCCAUCAACAAAAUCCAUUGCAGCAGAUAUAUUAAAGACAUCUAUGGCUGCAAACUCACUCGGUAAAGAAUUGUUAGAAGUCUAUUUCGUCAAGCUUCCAGAUGUAAAACAAGAACUCUACAUAUAUCGUCGUUAUUAUGGAUGGAUCUUUGGUUUUAGUUUCUGUUGGAUGUUUGCUUUAAGAACUCCAUAUAUUGGUUCAGUCUUUUGGGGUGUCGCUCAAGCUUCAACUUCAUACCUUAUACUUAAGAUUCUACAAAGAAACAAAUUAAAAGUCGAAAAUCAAGAAAGUGAUAUGGUUUUAUUAGGUCAAGACGAAUUAAGCACUUUUGAAACAUCACCAAUAUUAACUGCUAAAAAACUUAAUUAA